Molecule: messenger RNA, 5934 nt
Organism: Perca fluviatilis (European perch)
Lineage: Eukaryota; Metazoa; Chordata; Actinopteri; Perciformes; Percidae
Product: muscleblind-like protein 1
Exons: 11
Coding region: 976-2163 (395 amino acids)
Molecular function (GO): metal ion binding
Source: RefSeq, a predicted model, not a curated record
GCAGGGCUGAAGUCGUGCAGAUUCAUCAGUUCCUGUUCGGAGGGAUUGUGUGUGAGCGCACACACACGUUCGUACACCAGGACCGAGUGCAAGUGAAACACACAGACAACCAGGCAGAGAGAAGUGCCUUCUUUCGGUGACCCCUGUGGCUGUUUGGCUCCACUGAAGCUGCCUCUGCCUCUGUGCCUGUUCAUGUCUGCCAGAGUUCCAAGCCACACCUGAAGCCCUAGGACUGCCAGCCCCGUCCACUGAGCCAUUCUCCAAACCACUCCAUCUUCCCUCCAUCUCCGUCUGCCAGUCAGACCUCUCUCCAUCCAUGCCACUCAGCCCUCCUCUGUGGAAGUCAACCACUCCCCACUAAUCUGCAAACAGAGCCUGAUACUGAAGACACACAGCUUUUAUCGGCUCCUGUGAGCGGAAGAAGAUUGUCUCUUUGCCCGUCCUGUCUAACCACAGCCUUCUUCCUCCUCAUCCUCCUCCUUCUGUUCAUAUUUCUCCUCCUUCCUCCUCUCCUACAGCCCUGCAUCUUUUCAUCAUGGGCCAGCUCGAUCGAUAACGUGUUUUGCCAUUCUUUUCAUCUGACAGUUCAGCCGAGGAGAGAGGCGAUUGGCAGAACUGGUGUGUGUGUGUGUGUGUGUGUGUGUGUGUGUGUUUGAGAGAGAGAGAAGGAGAGAGAGAGCGAUUACAAAGCAAACCCUUGUGGCCGUCACCAGCCCAGGACCGGGGUGACAGGCGGUGGAGGAUUCCUAUUACAGCCACAAACAGACUCUUAGGAUGGGCUGCUGUUAGGCGAGUCCCAGGCCUCACAGGCUUCACCUUAGAAUCAGACCCGGGGGACAAAACCUCUUAAAAAUAUCUUUUUCCCAUGUCCUUUAUCUAUUCUUUAUCAUUAUUUGCCCCAGUGUCAUUAGAAGCACGUAAUUGCAUUUGCUGGACAUCUAUUGCUCUUAAUCGACCCCUCCUGCCUGGUUCGAAAUGGCGUUGAAUAUGACACAGAUCCGGGACACAAAGUGGCUGACGUUGGAGGUUUGUCGGGAAUUCCAGAGAGGAACGUGUUCACGACCGGACAGCGAGUGCAAGUUCGCCCACCCUGCCAAGAGCUGUCAAGUGGAAAACGGCAGAGUCAUUGCCUGCUUUGACUCGCUCAAGGGCCGCUGUUCCAGGGAGAACUGUAAGUACCUGCACCCCCCUCCCCACCUAAAGACCCAGCUGGAGAUCAAUGGAAGGAACAACCUCAUCCAGCAGAAAAACAUGGCCAUGCUGGCCCAACAGAUGCAUCUCGCCAACGCUGUGAUGCCCGGCACACAGCUACAGCCAGUGCCCAUGUUUUCAGUCACACCCAGCCUUGCAACCAAUGUCAAUGCUGCUGCGGCAGCGGCUGCUGCGUUUAACCCCUACCUUGGCCCUGUGUCGCCCGGCCUGAUGCCUGCUGACAUGUUGCCCAGUGGCCCCGUACUGGUCACCAGCAACCCCAAUGUCCCUGUACCAGCUGCUGCUGCUGCUGCUGCUGCACAGAAACUCAUGAGGACAGACAGACUGGAGGUGUGUCGGGAAUACCAGCGAGGUAACUGCACACGUGGGGAGAACGACUGUCGCUUUGCCCACCCUUCAGACAGCACUAUGAUUGACACCAACGACAACACAGUCACUGUGUGUAUGGACUACAUUAAGGGCCGCUGCUCGAGGGAGAAGUGCAAGUACUUUCACCCUCCGGCUCACCUGCAGGCCAAGAUCAAAGCCACCCAACACCAAGUCAACCAGGCUGCAGCUGCUGCAGCCAUGACUCAGUCGGCUGUCAAAUCACUGAAGCGACCCCUCGACGCAACUUUUGACCUGGGGCUCCCUCCCGUCUUGCCUCCUUUACCAAAGAGACCUGCACUUGAAAAAGCCAACGGUGCCACCACUAUGUUCAAUGCUGGUGUAUUCCAGUACCAACAGGCCCUGGCCAACAUGCAGUUUCAGCAGCAGGCUGCCUUCAUACCAUCAGGCUCGAUAUUGUGCAUGACACCUGCAACAAGUGUUGUACCCAUGAUGCACGGUGCUAAUGUGUCUGCAGCCACCACAUCUGCCACAAGUGUUCCCUUUGCAACCGCAACAGCCAAUCAGAUUCCAAUGAUAUCUGCAGACCAUCUGACUAGUCACAAGUAUGUGACCCAGAUGUAGGAGUCUCAAUCAGAACAAUGGAACUGGAGCGGGCUGGUGUCGAGUCUAAGAUUAGCGGUCACCCUUCAUGCCUGUAACAUCACGAGCAAAUGGAGAACCAAAUCUAAAUCGGUUUGGGAUAAAUCUGCAUGUUAACGUAGGAGGCACAGUUUGUCAGGAUUGUUUUCAUGUGUACUUCAUGCACACUAUAACACAAAAACAGAACAGAACAUCAUUUGCAUUAAAAGACUGCCUUUCGCUCUGUGGAGGCCAUUUACCUUUAUACACCGGACACACUUUGAAUGUUAACAUGAGGUAAAACGAGCGGAGCAGUCGUCAAAAAAAAACCGAAUCGACUGGAUUGGUACGUCCAUUGACCAAGAAUCAUGAAUUGUGCUGUUUGUCUGUUCAUUGGUUGGUGGUCUUUGACCCUAAUGUGUCCAUUUAUUUACACAAAGGUGCACCUUGUAUUUCAUUGGAGGUAAACAAAUGACCUGACUGAAUCACAUAUGCAUGCACAAAGAUUUUGUUUAUGCUUUUAUUUUGUUGAACCAGUGAUAAGGGAAAUCUCGUGAGUGCACUCAGAGGCAAAAUAGCAACUGAAUGUCUGUGAGGUGUCUUUCAAACCUUUGUAGCCUACCUUUCUAUCUCUUAAGCACAUGUCUUUAACCGUGCAGGCAUCUCUGUAAAGUGCCAUACAUCUCAAUCAUCAUCUGGAUUUUAUUAAAGCAGUUCUACAAAGUGUUCAAACUCAACAAUUCCCUUUAAUAUGUCUACUUUCUCUCUUGGACAGCAUGUAGUGUCCACUGUCGUGACCUGUCAUUACCUGUGAUCCCUAAUAGCACCACUGCUGAUUAGAUUACCUUCCCAAGAUUGUCUCCUUCAAUCAAAUCUGCUGAAUGAAUCACUUUCUUUUUUGGGGAAUUUUCUUCUCAGUUGUUUGGACAGGAAAUGACUGGAUUUAUGCUGACACAGAUCUCUCCAUGGCCAUUAAGUCUUUUGCCUCUAAAAGUCAGAUGAGUUGUAUGUGGGGUGUUGGCCUGUAUGAGUGACCAAAGACUCUCCUCACGAUGAAGACAUUUUAAUGAAUAGCUUUGAAACAACUGGGCGAUCAGUAAGGUAUCCAAACUGCUGUGAGACAGAAUCGACGGUGCAAACUGGCGACAGAUUUGUAUGAUUGAUUUGUUCUUCAUUUGUAUGGUUAUGCAUAUUUUAAAGCAGAUUGUCAAAGUAGAUUCAGUGUAGUGUAUAUAUUGGCUGACAUAUUUAAGAAUAUUUGUUAAGUGCGUCUACCUGAGAGCUGUUUUCAGAUAGUCAGCCAAAGUCUAUUUGUGUCACUGUUGAUGUGAGAAAUUGUGGGUAGGGUAGUGGGACUACUUUUCUAAAAUGUGCGGGCUGCAAAGGCGAGCCCAAAGUAGGAUCGGGUGUAUAGAGUAGAUCUCUAGAACUCUUUGUCUUUUUUGUGUUCUGGGGUGUUCUUCAGGCAUAUUUAAUUGGUGGAUAGUACGGGGAACGUGGCGAGAAAUAAACGAUUGUAUUACUCAUCCAAAGCCUUAGAAUGAACCAUCGGGUCAGCACAAAGCAACAUGCCAUUUUGAACCAUCCAGUUGCCUAAUCCACGCCAUAUUAACACACACAGAGCACUAUGUAAUUGUCACUUUUUUUGUCAGUGUUUUCUUAACUUUCUUGUGGUUUUUUUUGUUUUCUUUUUUUUUUUUUAGAUGAGGAGUCUUUUACUUUAUUUUGUUUGGAUAUUUUGAUAUUGAGUUUGGAUUUUGAGUUUUCUUCAUUAUAUUUAUCGUUCUUAUAAUGAAUAUAAGGUUUGAAAAAAAAAAGUGUGUUUGUGUGUUCCUCAUGCACAGUUUCCUGAAAUUCCAUGUAAUGUUAAUUUUAGUAUGAUUAUGAUUGUAAACUCAAUAUUUUCUACGUUAUGCAUAUCGUUGAACUGUAUGCAUAUUGUUCAUUUCUCUAGUCCUUUUGUGUUCUUUGAACAAAGAUGUUUUAUAUGAGUAUCUAACAGUGAUGAAAUAAUAGAACAGAGAGGCUAAGUUGUCACUGUGGCAACCAUCGCCAAUAACCAAGUAAUAUUUUAACGAUUGUAAGGUUUGUAUCUAGUCAUAUGAGAAGAAAAAAAAAGACUAUUAUAAAUUCUUAGAUGUUUAGACUAAAGAUGUUAUUUUCUACUGUAUCCAUUUCAAAUAGUAACUAUUGUUUUAAUAUUUUUACUCUCCCUGGAAAUUGGGCCAUGUUGGAAAACAAGCUGCAUAUUUGAUCACUUUUUGGGGGCGUCGCUGGCGUGGGUCAGGUGAACGUGGUGAGUGGGGAACUGAGUCUGCACACUCAUCUCUUACUUAGCCAACUGCAAACAACAUGGGUGGGGUGGGGAAUCUUGAGGCGAUAAAGGUGAUAAAGGUUGACUUUUUUGCACUUCUGUACAUAGUCCAAAAAGAGAGAAUCAUGUAUAUUGAGAUCUUAUUUUGAAUAAAAAAAAAAUAAAUUGCGUCUAUAACGACAAGGAAUUUUGCUAGGAUAAAAAAAAAAAAAAAAUCUUAGGAAAGGCUGAACAAAAUUGCUUGCAUCAAAAGGGCACUGAGUUCUCACUCUCCGACCCGUUUCAGAAAAGGCCAAGUGUUGCUCUUCUUUUUCGUCAGCAGCUUGUAGUUUGCCAGGUAACCUUCUGGAGGAGGCGUCCACUACCCUCCAACGUAAGAGCCUGACUGGGUUUGUCUGGUCCCCUAACCUGCCUGGAUUGACAGGUCUGUGUGUCAUGGCCACGCCCUCCCAGGCCCAACCAAUCACAACACGUCCUGUCUCCUUACUUCACUCAGAGAAGAAUGCAUGUUAAAGGAAAUACAUAUACCGUUUAAAAAAAAACCACCACGACAGUAAUAUUGACUAAGAAAACAUGUUACACAGAAAGAUGUAUUUACAGUAUACAGUAUUCUAUCAAUGUAAUGGAAUAAAACAUAUAUGAAAAUAAAAAAUAGAAUAGUGUUUAUUUAAAAAAACAAAACCAAAAAAAAAAAGAUUCCUGAGAAUAUACUCACUAAAGUUUUACCACUUGGAGAGUACAUGCAACACAAACACCAUAGCUAUAAGUAUGUUCUUUAUGUUUAUGUAAGCUGUGCUUCUAGUAGAUGAAACUGACCAAACAGGAAUGUAGUUCAACAUCAGGCAGAAUUUAGGGAAUCGUUUCAGAUUGAAAUACUGUUUUGUGGUUUGGUCAUUAAAUCGGUAGUUUGAAAUUGUGUCCUGAUCAUCUUCGUCAUCUCUCAUCUCCUACAAGCACGCAUGCUUACGUUUAUGAUAUAAUAAAAGCGUUUCUUGUUUGUUUUCUCUGCCCGUAGUGCUGAUAUGAUGUAUUCUGUCUUCUGCUGCAGUUUGUUUCUGCUUGUUUUACUGCUCCAGGCCCCCUGAAAGGAUGUGUCAUGUUUGCAUACUGGCCACCUCUGGAAUGCACCUGUAGAGAAAACCUCUGAUUGUCUAAAGCCAUACAAUAUAAUCUCAUCAGAAUGAAAUGUGUGCAAAGAAACCAGAAAUGAAAUAGAGGUGGGGAAACUGUACCUUAUAGGAAUGUGUUUGCUGUGGUUGUAUUAACUGCAACAUCAUGUCAUAAUUGAAGUCAUGAAUGUAGCUAAUAAAACAUGUGCUGUGAUGUGCCAACGUUGAUGGAUUAGUGUGGUUAAGAGAAUAUCGUUCUUGGCACAUUUCUCUUCAUGGGGCCUGCAUUGCUAUAUUUGAUUAUUGCUGUUAUGAAUAAAAAAUGUAAUAAAAAUUUACAAAUGAACUGAA